Molecule: messenger RNA, 979 nt
Organism: Castor canadensis (American beaver)
Lineage: Eukaryota; Metazoa; Chordata; Mammalia; Rodentia; Castoridae
Product: olfactory receptor 10A5
Biological process (GO): G protein-coupled receptor signaling pathway
Cellular component (GO): membrane
Molecular function (GO): G protein-coupled receptor activity; olfactory receptor activity
Source: RefSeq, a predicted model, not a curated record
GUCUAUAUCGAUGGCUACAGGAAACUGGACAAGAGUAAAUGAAUUUAUCCUCAUGGGCUUCUCUUCGCUGCCUGCUGAAAUACAGUUGUUGCUCUUCCUGGCAUUCCUAACCAUCUACCUGGUCACCCUGAUGGGAAACAGCCUCAUCAUUCUGCUUACCUUGGCUGACCCCAUGCUGCACAGCCCCAUGUAUUUCUUCCUCAGGAACUUGUCUUUCUUGGAGAUUGGCUUCAACCUAGCCAUCGUUCCCAAAAUGCUGAGUACCCUGCUUAUCCCAGACACAACCAUCUCCUUCCUUGGCUGUGCCACUCAGAUGUACUUCUUCUUCUUCUUUGGGGUAUCGGAAUGCUUUCUCCUGGCCGCCAUGGCAUAUGACCGCUACACAGCCAUCUGCAGUCCCUUGCAUUACCCAGUUAUCAUGAACCAAAGGACAUGUGCUAAACUGGCUGCUGCUUCCUGGUUUCCAGGAUUUCCUGUAGGUAUUAUGCAGACCACGUGGCUCUUCAGCUUUCCAUUCUGUGCCACCAACAAGGUGAAUCACUUCUUCUGUGACAGCCCACCUGUGCUGAGGCUGGUCUGUGCAGACACAGUAUUUUUUGAGAUCUAUGCCAUUGUGGGAACCAUUCUGUUUGUCAUGAUACCCUGUUUGUUGAUCGUGUGUUCCUACACUCGCAUCGCUGCUGCCAUCCUCAAGAUUCCGUCUGCUAAAGGCAAGCAUAAAGCCUUCUCUACCUGCUCCUCCCACCUCCUUGUUGUCUCCCUCUUCUAUGUAUCUUUAAGCCUCACCUACUUUCGGCCUAAAUCAAAUAAUUCUCCUGAAAGCAAGAAAUUGUUAUCGUUGUCCUACACUGUUGUGACUCCCUUAUUGAACCCCAUUAUCUACAGCCUGAGAAAUAAUGAGGUGAAGAAUGCCCUCAGCCGGACCUUUCACAAAGCCCUUGCCCUCAGAAAUGGUACUCCUAAAGACAUUAUCGGGUAA